Molecule: messenger RNA, 4697 nt
Organism: Archocentrus centrarchus (flier cichlid)
Lineage: Eukaryota; Metazoa; Chordata; Actinopteri; Cichliformes; Cichlidae
Product: FYVE, RhoGEF and PH domain-containing protein 6-like
Exons: 20
Coding region: 270-4055 (1261 amino acids)
Cellular component (GO): cytoplasm
Molecular function (GO): metal ion binding; guanyl-nucleotide exchange factor activity
Source: RefSeq, a predicted model, not a curated record
CGAAACAAAAAGGAAGCUCAGCGCUAUUGGUUGGCUACAUAACGCAGGGCAGCGGCCGGUGCGCCUCCACAGAGAGCGACUUGUUUGCGGCGGGAUCACGUGUGUCGCUGGUGUAAAAUUAAAGAAAAUGUCGAUUAUUAACUGAUGACUUAUGAAUGUACGACAUGCACCUUAUCCGGAUAUGAAGGGUUUGUGUCUGCGGCACUGAUUUUUAUAAGGACCGAAAAGAAGAAGAAGGAAAAACCAGAAGCGGAGUGAGUGGCGCGAUAAUGAGCUCAGGCAUGCAAAAACCAGCUGUGGCCCCUAAACCAAAGCUGUCUCACUGCGAAAGUCCAUGGCUGUCUCCCUUGAUGCCCAGAAAAGCUGACCUCUCGCAUCCAUCUCCUGGCACGCAGAGGAAGCCAAAACCAGCAUUAGCCCCCAAACCCUGCCACACCAAAUUUACUCCUGCUGUGGAAGCAAAGCAACCUGUGCCGACGAGCCUGCAUCAAACAUCUGUAUUGGAGACCCCCCAGACUGUAGGUCGUCUUAUCUCCCAAAAUGGACUACAGCAAGAGGCCAAAUUGUCUCACUGUCAUCAUGUUGUUUCUAUUUGCCUGUGUAACGAUGACCCCUGCACAUGCCUCGCAAAAACACCAACAAACAGAGAAAAAAUAGAGAGAGACUUAAAAGCACUGCACAACGGCAAAAGUGAGAAACACAGAAAAAUUGUUGCUUCUUAUGGCACCUGUGAUAAUAGGAGAGGGAAAACAGACAAUGCAGAGUGCCAAGAAAUGAACACCUCUUACAUCCAUAAUCACCUCACUAACUAUCAAUCUGUCCAAGAGACAAGUGCUAUUUACCAAAAUCUCAGCAUAUACUCCGUUCCUAAGGUGACUGUUUGGCCGGCUGUUCCUUGCAGAACACGGAGUGAUGAGGCAAAUGAUGAAAUACUUAAGGGAGUACCUGGACAAGUACCAGAGGAAGAUGCUCUUGGUGUGCCACAACCCAAAGUAAUCCCAGCACCCCCUAGGAAGUCCAGCCCUGUCCCUGUGCCACGGAAACCCAGGCAAGCUGUUCAGGACCGUCAGGAAAAGGUGGUGAAAGAGAGGGAAGAGCCUGUAAGCCAAGAUGGGGGAGGAAUAAACAUCAUAAAGGUGGGGGUGUCAUCAGAACGGAAAGGCACAUCAUCACUGUCUGUCAGUGCACCUUGUAGCGAAAGAAAGCAGACAGUUUUUCUGUCAGCAAAGACUUGUGCCCCACCGGCUCCUCCCUUAAAGAAAAAACCUAUUCUGUCUCAGCUUGACAAAGUACCAACCUCAGCUACUCAGACACCUCCAAAGGACAUCAAAGAGGAAUAUUUCGAUUGUGACGCUGGCAUUUAUGAGAUGGAUUUAUCGGCUUUGAUGAAGAAUAAAAAAAUUCAGAAAAAAGCAAUCGGCGAGCAGGAGGAAGCUGACAGCAAACACACAUAUUAUUCUCCUCGCAGCGUUUUGCUCAGCCAGCCUGUUGUGCCAGCGAGGAAAACUGGGAUGGUUAAAGUACCACCAAAGAAGCCCCAGAGAAAGAAAAACCUAAUGGCACUGAAUCAAAAUAAGGAGUCUGAGGAGAGAGAAGUGAGGGAUUCUGAGGAACAUGAGAAAAGGAAUGUCCAUCAUUUGGCGAAGGGGAGACUAUUUAAUGAGCUGCCUUUUCCGCACGCUGAGAAAUCAAGCAGUAACCUUUUAGGAGCUGAGCUCACUAGGCAUUUGCGCUCCAGCCUGAGCAAAGCAAAGUCCUUCUCUGGUGCCGACAACUUUCGCUCUAAAAAAUUACAGAAGGCAAACUCUUUGCGGAAACCGCAACCCUUGAAGUUCUCAAUGAGUGUGUUAUCCAGACAGAUAGAAGAAGGAGACCAGAUCCCAGACUCCCCUGCGAGUGAUAACAAACAAAGUGUUGAUGACAACAAUGAAGGCGUAUGGCAGAACUACCCUGAGCAUCACAGUGCUGAACGUAAAUACCCCGGUCCGUUUAUUGGGGUUGAGCAAAAUGUGGAUGGAGAAGAAGACAUAGAAGCUCUCCCAUCUGAGGACAUCCCUCUCUAUGAGGAGAUAGACAAUGUCAAUGUGGGACAGUUCUUGCCAUCUUCUCAGGCCUUCUACUCAGAGCAUAACUUGUGGCAGUGCUCAAUGUAUGUUGAUCCUCAGACCAUGUACCCAUUUGAGAGCUCAGUGUGUGAUAGUGAGGGCAUUUAUGAGGAGCAGGAUCCAUUUAUUCCUCCAGAGAUACAGACACCAGCAUACCUUGCAAGAAGCUCAUUUGACAAAGAGGUUGUACUUGAGGUCCCCUCGGAAGAAGACCCCGACACCUCAGGUGAAGAGGGUGAGAAUGAUUGCAGCUCCAACUCAAGUAAAGGUGACCUUGAGCAGCCAGAGGAGAGUAAGACAGAGAUUGAAAAGAAGAAGAACAAAAUAUACAACAUUGCCAAAGAAAUCAUGACCUCUGAGAGUGUAUUUGUUGAUGUCCUGAAGCUGCUGCACGUUGACUUCCGUGACGCUGUGUCUAAAGCGUCUCGUCAGAAUGGGAAGCCUGUGAUUGAGGACCGUUUCCUAAACCAGAUACUGUACUCCCUCCCACAGCUCUAUGAACUCAACGAGAGCCUGCUCUUCGAGCUGAGGGAGAGAAUAGAAAAAUGGAAUGAGCAUGCCCAGGUAGCAGACAUAUUCCUGAAAAAGGGGCCCUAUCUGAAGAUGUACUCUACAUACAUCCGUGAGUUUGACAGGAAUGUGGCUCUUCUGGAUGAGCAGACAAAGAAGAAUCCAGCAUUUGCUACCGUAGUACGGGAAUUUGAGUCCAGUCCCCGCUGUGCCAACUUGGCUUUGAAGCAUUACCUAUUAAAGCCUGUGCAGAGGAUUCCUCAGUAUCAGCUGCUACUCACAGACUAUCUAAAAAACCUGCCUGAAGGCUCAGACGACUACAAUGACACAGAAGCUGCCCUCACUACAGUGAAAGAGGUGGCCAGUCAUGCAAAUGACUUCAUGAAGCAAGGGGAUAACUUCCAGAAUGUGAUCCGUGUGCAGUGCCGUCUGAUCGGCCACCACGAGAUAGUGCAACCUGGUCGGAUCUACCUUAAAGAGGGCAUCCUAAUGAAGCUGUCUAGGAAAGUCAUGCAGCCCAGAAUGUUCUUCCUGUUUAGUGACAUGUUGCUGUACACCAAACCUGUUCAGUCAGGCCAGUUCAUGUUCAAGAACAUGCUGCCACUGAAAGGAAUGAAGGUUAGUAAACCGAGUCAAGAGGCCUAUCAGAACGAGCUGAACAUUGUGAGUGUGGAGCGCUCUUUCAUUCUCUCUGCGAGGUCAGCCAAGGAGCAGGAUGAAUGGCUUGAAGCGAUUUCCACAGCAAUUAGUGAAUAUAUCAAGAAGACAAUCAGUUUUAUACCUGGCAAGCUUCUAGAUGGGAUUCAGGUGGAUGGUGGUGAGGGUGCUCCCUUGGGAUCCAAAGCCCCAAUAUGGAUCCCUGACAAGCGGGUCUCCAUGUGUAUGAUCUGUACCUCCAAGUUCACCCAAACCUGGAGGAGACAUCACUGCCGUGCGUGUGGAAAGAUUGUGUGCCAGUCUUGUUCCACCAAAGAAUCCCCUCUUAAAUAUAAAAAGUACAAGUGCGCGCGAGUCUGUGACCAGUGUUUCCAAGUUCUUCAGGAGCAGGAAGGUGAAAAGACCGAGUCAAUUGGGAAAAAAAAUAACUUUACUUUGUACAAGAAGCAGAAGCAGAGACCUGCAGCCCUCAAAGAGGUUUCAGCAAACACAAACAAAUCCUCUAUGAGUGGGUAUCUGCACGUGUCCAAGAUCAGUAAAAAGCAGGGGAAGAGGUUAUGGUUCGUCAUUAAAGACAAGGUCCUGUACACAUAUGGAGCAAGUGAGGAUGUGGCAGCUUUGGAGAGUAUGCCCCUGUUAGGAUUUGUUGUGACAGCUGAUUCUCCGCAGACAUCGCAGUUCAAACUCUACCACCAAGACAAACUUUACUACAUUUUUAAAGCUGAAAGCCCAGAGUGGGCCCAAAGAUGGAUCAACUCUUUCAGACAGGCUGCUGUACUUUAAUACCUGUGGUGUGAAGCGGUGGGCUUUUUUUUACCUCAGAAAUCUGUGAAUAGCAUCUGGAGAUGCCAAAUUUCUCGUAUAUAAAGUGAAAACCAAAGUCACGUAUUUUAUCUUAUUGGUUUCACUGUAUUUACUUUAACUUCUUUUUAUAUUGUUUUUAGAGCUCUCUUGUGGGGAUUUACCCAUUUUAUUUUUGCACAGACACACGAAUCCUUUCCACAUGAAUUUAUGAAGUUUAGGCUUCAAUGCUAGAAAGCCAUUUUAUACUUGAAUACUUUUUUGUUAUACUUUUAAUGCAAUUGUCUCAUAUCUUGCUUGGAUCGCUGUAGCACAGAUUUAAUGAAAAAUUUCAUUAUCUGGAGAUCUAUAAUGGCUACUGGUAUAAUGGCUAUAAUGGCUUAACAUGUUGUUACACAUCUAUCCAGCAGAUUUCUAAAUAAAUUAUGUAGGCAUUUCUUGUUGUUUGGGGACUUUUUCUUUCACACUUCACAGGUUAUCUAUAUAACACACAAUGUGGACUUCCUGCUUGUCUAAGAAACGUUUACAUUAAUCUAGAGUCUCAAUUUGGGGGGAAAAUUCACUGUUCAAACUGUCUCAUAAUGGGUUUUGCACUUAAGUCCCUCAAAUGGCUUUGUAUGAUUA